CUUCAACCCCGGGACAUUUAAAUUGCGCCUUGCUAGCGACGACCACUCCCUAGGAUAAGGCCUGGAGGAAUUCAUUUAUGUGGGAAGAUGUUUUAAAUGGGUUGUGUUUUUUUCCCUUGCUUCUUUCUCGUGCCGUUACGUGGACCAUUCCUUAUUUUUGCUAGCCUUUCCCUAUAGAUGGAACAUUUGCAGCCAGGGUGGCAGAUGUUGCGGCAAGACAGAAUCUGCUUCCCCAGAAAGAAGGUGUGUGAAGAGUCCUUAUCCUCCAGGAUAGAGAUGAUGAGUGUGGGAGUCAGUACAGAGCCCUGCCAUGCCAGGUGGGAGCUAGAGACAGAUGCAACUGUCCUACAGCGGCGGCAAAAGCAGAUAGAUUAUGGCAAGCGCACACCUGGUUACCAGUGCUUUCUGCAGCAGGUCCCCAAGGCACAGCGACAACCAGGACUUCACCCUCAAACACCAAACAAGAACAGGAGGUACAGCCGUCGCUCCUGGGAUGCCCAGAUCAGGAAGUGGAGAAGAGCCCUACAUUCCUGGGACCCUCCCAGCCAGCCUCUGCAGGUUGAGGGGUGUGGAAUGGACAAUCUCUUAGAGCCAACGGAUUCCACCCCUUUGGAUGACUGGGUCCAGGCCCUGGAACCCUCAGAGAAUCAGGAUGAAGACUAGGAGGGAGCCCAGUUUGCAGAUUUGGUCGCUCCUGCCUUCUCUGUCUUUCUGAGGAAGAUUCCCACCACUGGCUCUACCUUUGAGCUGGUCACAAUUACUUAUCUGUCCCAGACUUCAGCGGUGCAUAAAAUAUUUAGGGAAAACGUGUCUUUUAGGGGACUUCUUGCUGA
This is a messenger RNA of Dama dama (fallow deer), 833 nucleotides long. Its product is annotated as oocyte-specific histone RNA stem-loop-binding protein 2-like. Gene Ontology annotation, molecular function: histone pre-mRNA stem-loop binding; mRNA binding. Lineage: Eukaryota; Metazoa; Chordata; Mammalia; Artiodactyla; Cervidae. The transcript is spliced from 6 exons. The record is from RefSeq and is a predicted model, not a curated record. Bases 178 to 663 code for a protein of 161 amino acids. Gene Ontology annotation, cellular component: histone pre-mRNA 3'end processing complex; cytoplasm. Gene Ontology annotation, biological process: mRNA transport; mRNA 3'-end processing by stem-loop binding and cleavage.